Messenger RNA from Myxocyprinus asiaticus (Chinese sucker), 5718 nucleotides. RefSeq names its product mannosyl-oligosaccharide 1,2-alpha-mannosidase IB-like. Bases 970 to 2967 code for a protein of 665 amino acids. Gene Ontology annotation, molecular function: calcium ion binding; mannosyl-oligosaccharide 1,2-alpha-mannosidase activity. Lineage: Eukaryota; Metazoa; Chordata; Actinopteri; Cypriniformes; Catostomidae. The transcript is spliced from 15 exons. The record is from RefSeq and is a predicted model, not a curated record. Gene Ontology annotation, biological process: carbohydrate metabolic process; N-glycan processing. Gene Ontology annotation, cellular component: endoplasmic reticulum; Golgi membrane; extracellular exosome.
UGGAUAUUGGAGCUUGGCGGCGCACACGGCUGCAGAAAUAAAGGGGGUACGGAGGCAUAAGGGAGGCGGUGGUAAUCGCAAAGGAUUCAUUGCAGCGAGGCAGGGACAUGAACAUAAACUUGGCACCAUGUGCUUUCAGACAUUAAUGGUGGAUUUCUGAUCCAUGGCGCUGAUUUAUCCCGAGGCACCGACAAGGUGAUGCGGCAGCGGCAGGACGGGAUCGGUCCGCUUCACGACUGUCAGCUACAUGCCUUCACUGGAGGAAAAAAAGGCGCAGCACACGUCCAGCACAGGCCGGCUUAAAUUUUUUGUUAAAACAAGGCAGUAUGUAGAGAUGACCACCCGCUUCAACGUUUCGAUACACCACGGCUUACUUUUAUUAUUGGAUAGGCUUGUCAGUUUGGCUCGUUUGAGAGACGCUGCCACGGCAUCAAGUGGAUCAGGCCUGUACUGAAACACCGUCUGUUCACUCCGCGAUAUUUACCGUUUCAAACGCAUAAUGUCACGGGGGAACUUUGUUGAUCCCUUCUAUUAACAACAAAGCGUAACGGAAGCUUCGAAUGCUUUCACAUUAAUUACACAUUGCUCUGUAUGUGGUCGCGGUAUGUUUAGUAGCUUGUGAUAGCUGUUUUUGGACCGAUAACAUUUUAUUUUUAAUUGCAUUAAUUACAUAAUUAAUAAGCCUAACUGAGGGCGGAGUCGCCGUUUAUCUUGCAGAUAAACGACUCGACCCAACGCGCCUGGACAUCAAGAAGCACUUGGAUCAAAGCGAGGAUCAUGGAUCAGAAUGAUAAAGACCCUCACGAGUAAGAGGAAUCAGUUCUUCGGAUGAACAGGACCGCUUCCCUUUCUAAGAGAGAAACGGACAUCAGGCAGUAAAGCUCGCAUUCGCCACAAUGAGAUAAUAGUGUGGCUUAUACAAAACAACCUUGAGCCUUAUCCCACCAUAUUCCAGUUCAUUAGCAAAAUAUGACCACGCCAGCUCUUUUACCACUCUUGGGACGUAGGAUACCUACCCUUUCACCAGGUGCCUCCUCAUUCCCCCACCACAGAGCUACCUUACGGCUCUCGGAGAAGUUCAUACUCCUCCUCAUCCUCAGUGCCUUCAUCACCUUGUGCUUUGGAGCAUUUUUCUUUCUCCCAGACAAUUCCAAACACAAGCGCUUUGACUUUGGUUUGGAGGACGUGUUGAUACCGCACAUUGAGUCGGAGAAGGAGGCGAGGCACGGCAGCAGACAGGUCAUACAUGGUGUGGGAGCACACGAUGAACAUCGGCACAGAUAUAUCACAGUGAGGGACAGGGUGGUGACAGCAACCAGGCAGGAAUUUCAGAUGAGCAGGGAGGAGGAGGAGAGCCUUCGUGACAAGAUCCGGGCAGAUCAUGAGCGGGUGCUACAGGAAGCCAAGGAGAAGCUCCGCAAGUCCAAAGAGGAGCUGAAGGCAGAGAUCCAGACAGAGAAGACCAAGGUGGCUGAGGACCUGAAGAAGAAAGAUGGGCCCAAUCCACUACCUCCAGUACCCAUGCCUAAAGUGGUAGGGGUCAACGAUGGUGACCCAGGGGACCCUGACAUCAAGGAAAAGAGGGACAAAAUCAGAGAGAUGAUGAAACAUGCGUGGGACAGCUACAGGCAAUACGGCUGGGGCCACAACGAGCUCAAACCUAUUGCCAAGAAAGGACAUUCCACCAAUAUCUUUGGUAAUUCCCAGAUGGGGGCUACUAUAGUAGAUGCCCUGGACACCCUCUAUAUAAUGGAUCUGCAUGAGGAGUUUAAGGAUGGCCAGGAGUGGAUCGAACAAAAUCUGGAUUUCAGCGUGAAUGCAGAAGUAUCUGUCUUUGAGGUGAACAUCCGGUUCAUUGGAGGGCUUCUGGCUGCUUACUACCUCUCUGGACAGGAGGUUUUUAAGUUGAAGGCUGUCCAGCUGGCAGAAAAGCUGCUUCCUGCCUUCAACACCCCAACAGGCAUCCCUUGGGCCAUGGUCAACCUGAAAAGUGGAGUGGGGCGUAACUGGGGCUGGGCAUCAGCUGGUAGCAGUAUUCUGGCAGAGUUCGGGACGCUGCACAUGGAGUUUGUGCACCUGACAUAUCUGACAGGAAAACCUGCCUACUAUCAGAAGGUGAUGCACAUACGGAAACUGCUGGCUAAAAUGGAUAGACCCAACGGGCUCUACCCAAAUUACCUGAACCCUCGGACAGGACGCUGGGGUCAGCAUCACACCUCUGUGGGUGGCUUGGGCGAUAGUUUCUAUGAAUACCUGUUGAAGGCCUGGCUCAUGUCAGACAAAACCGACACAGAGGCGCGCAAGACCUACGACGAUGCCAUAGAGGCUAUUGAGCGCCACCUCAUCCGUAAGUCCAACGGCGGUCUUACUUACAUCGGGGAGUGGAAAAAUGGCCACUUGGAGCGUAAAAUGGGUCACCUGACUUGUUUUGCUGGGGGCAUGUUUGCCCUGGGGGCUGAUGGGUCACCGGAAGAUAAGGCUGGACACUAUUUGCAGCUUGGAGCAGAAAUCGCCCACACCUGCCAUGAAAGCUACGAUCGCACCGUGCUGAAGCUCGGUCCAGAGGCCUUUAAGUUUGACAGCGGUCUGGAGGCAGUUGCUGUGAGACAGAACGAAAAGUACUACAUCCUCAGACCAGAGGUCAUUGAGACUUACUGGUACAUGUGGAGGUUCACCCAUGACCCCAAGUACAGGCAAUGGGGCUGGGAGGCAGCACAGGCUAUAGACAAAUACUGCAGAGUAAGUGGAGGAUUCUCUGGUGUUAAAGAUGUCUACUCCUCCAACCCCACCUACGAUGAUGUCCAGCAAAGCUUCUUUCUGGCCGAAACCCUCAAAUAUUUGUAUCUGCUGUUCUCCAGCGAUGAGUUGCUGCCACUUGAGAGCUGGGUCUUCAACACAGAGGCCCACCCUUUGCCUGUCCUACACCUUGGCAACAUCACCCUACCUGGCAGUGAGACCCAGCGGUAGAGUGGACUCACGGGGGGGGGGGGGGGGGCGGGCGGGCGAUCUCCCCCUCACUCACCCCCAUUUUUAUACACCUCCCUCCUUUUGAAAGACUGCAUCUGCCAGUGCAAAGGAGAGGAGAGAUCUUUUCCCACUGGACCACUGUCUCCUCCUGGACUGUGAAUGAUCUGACUGUAGCGAAUGCAGGGGGCGAAGACAGAUUGUGACUGUCUUUACUCAUCUACGUCUUUUAUAUAAUGUCUGAAGGACAGGCUGACAGACCAGCUCACAGAUUGAUCACAUGACUCUCUCCUUGUGACUGUGAGGGCUGGCCUAAGUGUGUGCUGCUUAGUCUAACACAUCUGUGCACACUUCCCUGUCAGAUAAAUAAACAGUAGAGCUGUGAUGCUGUCCAAAGGGACCUUCUAAAAUGGAUGUGGUUUUUCUGUGCGAGGAAGUUGUGGAAUUUGUUUCUUUUUUCCAAUUUGACGCAUUUCAUGUGAUCAACUCAUCAGAAUGGUGAAUAAAUGACUCUCGGGACAGACUGCCUUUUGGAGCCCCUCAAGCUCUGUGCUGCAACUGCAGUGCGGCAGGUUUCUGGGGAGUUGGGGGGGGGGGGUUGCACACAGAUGUUGGAUGUUGACCUCCUGUGAAAUCUCUCUCCAGCUGAGGCUGAAUUUAGGCCAGAGGCACCUAGGGAUGUUUUCCUCUCCUCUCAUACCAGGAUUUCUGUGUGUGCUUUUCAAAUAGUCAUUUGUCUCUUAAUAAUCUGAUCCAUGUUUCGGUCAUAUUGCAGUGCUUUCGGUUUGUCGAUGUUAGUGGGUAAAACAGCCCUCUGAUUAUUCAUGUACAUUUGCUGCUUUGAACAAUUGCUGCCUGUGAAAGACCUGCGCUCCAUCUCUCUCCAUUCCCACCAUUAUUUUUAUCCCUUGUGAAUUAAAGGGAUAGUUCACUCAAAAAUGAAAAAUCUCUCAUCAUUUACUCAUGCCAUCCCAGAUGUGUAUGACUUUCUUGUUUCUGCAGAACACAAAUUAAGAUUUCUAGAAGAAUAUCUUAGCUCUGUAGGUCCAUACAAUACAUUGGAUGGUGGCCUGAACUUUGAAGCUCCAAAAAGCACAUAAAGACAGCAAAAAAGUAAUCCAUAUGACUCCAGUGGUUUAAACACUGUCAUCUAAAGCGAUCCAAUCAGUUUUGGGUGAGAACAGACCAAACUGUAAUUCCUUUUUCACAAUAAAUCUGGACCGCAGUCUUCUUGGUGAUCAUGAUUUCAAGCUCAAUUACACUUCCUAUAGUGCCUUCUAGCACUCUGCGCAUGCGUCAAGCACUAGGAAGUGUAAUCGAGCUUGAUAUCAUGAUCUGUAAUGGCAGGAUGUACAGUGAAAAAGGAGUUAUAUUUUGGUUUGUUCUCACCCAAAACUGAUUGGAUUGCUUAAAACGUGGAUUAAACCACUGGAGUCUUAUGGAUUACUUUUAUGAUGCCUUGUGAUAUUUGGACCUUCAAAGUUCUAGCCACCAUUCACUUGCAUUGUAUGGACCUACAGAGCUGAAAUAUUCUAUUUUAAAUCUUUAUUUGUGUUCUGUAGAAGAAAAAUGUCAUACGCAUCUGGCAUGAGGUUGAGUAAAUGAUGAGAGAAUUUGAAAUUUGGGGUGAACUAUUUCUUUAAAGGAAUUCAUUGGGCACUGGUUUGAAACAACAUGAAUGGGUUGGAGUUUGGUUUGCCACACAAUGAAUCAAUAACAUUUGAAGCAGGAGUAGUUUUAAGGUAAGUCCUAGUACUAAAUUUAGAUGAUAAUGCUGACUGCUGACACCAUUUGUUUUCAUUUGAUUAGGGAAGACCAAUGUCAUUCAACAACAAUUAUUACUAAUACCAGCCAACACCAGCCAGAUUUUCAUAAAAUACAUUGUCCAUGGCUUCGACUUGAAUCCCCGAUUAAAUAAAAACAAAUCUCUAAACUGAUGUUUGGUGCAAAGUUGCAUACAAUUGUAUAAUAAACUGGUAUGUAUGAAGGAUUUAGACUUCUAAUCUGAGUUUAAAGACUUGCUGAUUUUGUCAUUCUGGUUAUUGGAUGCAUUUUCAUUAAAGUUGAAUGCAGAGGCAUAUGGAUCUCUCUGAAUAAUUCAUUUGUGCUUUAACAUGACUUGCUCUCCUUAAUGUUUUAGUCCUGGGAUUAAUCAUUUGCCCUCACUCACCAGGCUGGAAAUCAUGUGGGUUUUUUUAUUUUCUUUUUUUAAUCUCCCUAAUCUGUAGAAUGGCACACAUCCUCAAACUCUCUGUCAGAGAAGAUUUAAUGUAGUAGACCAGAGGCUAAAAAGCAAACUUUCUGAGCUGAUGUACAUUAGGUCAUGAACAAACUAAAAAAGUUUCAAAAAGACUUUUCUUUCUCUAAGUUUAAGCUCCAUUAACUGGGUGGAUACUGGGUGUAUAUGUGGUGCACUAUGUGAAGGACCUGUUUCUUUCUCCCCCUGAAGCAUCACAUUCUCAUACUGAACCAGUCUGGUAAUGUCCACAAGAGACAUGUCCUCUCCUCCCCUCUAGAUGGCAGCAUUGGUGUCCUGCUUGCACUGUAUGUUUUCAUUGCUUUCCUUUUCUCCCUGGAACAUCACUUUGAGAAAUAGCGAGAGAAGCUCGGGACAACAUUCAUCCCUGUCGUUGCUGGGUGGAUUUUGAAAAAGCUGUGUUCUGCAUUUGUAUUUUUACUGGAAAAAAAUAAUAAUAAUUGUAAAUAUGUUUAAAAUGCCACAGAUUCAAUAAAGAUGCUAAAAAAGUGAACGGA